AUGUGCUUUUACAAUCAGAAAAGAUUCACUUGCGGCGAUUGGAACUGGACCAACUUCGCCCACCAAUGCAACUAUGAAUACCGAACAGGUGAAACAUGUGGAAUUAAGCUCGUAAACAAAACGGAGUUCGAUACGAAGCAAUGUCGACUCUGCGAAAAGAUUGAGACCAAGUUUCGCCGCCGCAGCCAGGAACUAGAACGAUUGGACCGCUGGAAGCGUGAGGGAGGUAGCUUGGUGGCGACAAUGAAUCGAUCUCAGAAAUUGGUCAGCGAUCUUGAAAAGGAAAUCUACCAGCUUCAAACAGAGCGAGAUUGUAAGAGGAAAGCCCUAUGUUGA
Molecule: messenger RNA, 336 nt
Organism: Talaromyces proteolyticus
Lineage: Eukaryota; Fungi; Ascomycota; Eurotiomycetes; Eurotiales; Trichocomaceae
Exons: 1
Coding region: 1-336 (111 amino acids)
Source: RefSeq, a predicted model, not a curated record